UCAACCGAACUAAAAUCAAUACAACUAUAAACCACAGUUCAAAAUGUAUAGAAGGAGCACUUUACACACGGUCAUGUUGAUUUGACGUCCCUCCGUAAAUAAGGAAGGAACUGGUAGUUGAGGAGACUACCCCAAGUUGGCGAGUUGAAAAUUCGACUUGAAGGGGGGCCCUUUCGGUGGCUUUGACCGGUUGUAAGCGGGGAAUUACAAGUUGCAACUUCGCCUCGAACGCAGCAAUAUAACUACACGAAGAUAUCUUUUACUGAAAAUACCCGGACGUAAUUCUGGCUAAGCUUGUCUAUGUUUUGGUUUAUUAUUUUUGGAUUCGCUUCAAAUGGUCAAAAUGAGUCUGUCGUUAAGGUGGCCAUGAGAGCUCUUGGUUUUGAGGUGAAGAAAGUUGACGUUAUGACAAUCGUAAAAGACUUCGACCGAGGAGGCACUGGAAAAAUAACUUAUGAAAUUUUCAAAGAAGUUGGACGGGUUCCUGUAAAAUUCAGCACAAGAGCAGACCAUCUGAUGCAAAAAGAAGCCUUCAAGAACCCCACAAUUUCAUCACAGGCUCUGCUAGUAAGUCUUGCAACUGUUGGUGUCAAAGUGAAUGCUUCUACAAUCAGAAAGAGGUUGUACAAAUUUGACCUGCAUGGGAGGUGUGUCAGGAAAAAGCCUUUGCUGUCUAAAAAGAACAUUAGGGCAAGAGUACAGUUUGCCAAUGAGCAUAUAGGCAAAGACCAAGCCUUUUGGAAUAAUGCACUCUGGACAGACGAAUCAAAGAUAGAGUUGCUUGGCAACAUUAACAGCAGACACAGUUUGGUGGUGACCAAAGACAGCUUUUCAGAAGAAGCAUCUCAUACCAACUGUGAAGCACGGUGGUGUAUAUGUUAUGGUUUGGGGUUGCUUCGUUGCCACAGGGACUGGACAGCUUGCAUUCAUUGAUUCAAUAAGGAAAGGGGGGAGGAAAGAAAAAAAAAAAGUGGGGGGGAAGAAAAAAAAGGGGGGGGGGACCCACAACAACAACACACCACACCACCCUCCCCCACCCCACCAUCAAUUAUCUUCUCUCCAUUCCCAAACAAUGGAGGCAGAACCCUACAACACUGGAACAUCCGAUACUUGUGAACCGCACCUAUUCUUGUUGUGUGAAGUCACUCCCGAGCAAAAAAAACAAAACACAGUCAUUAUGUAUCCCAGGCAACCUGUAGAUUUACAUGGAAACUAAUAUAGUUGUCCACACCCGCGUAGUUUUACAGUCCCAUUACAGGUAUUAAUAAAUCGGUUAACUGUUAUGUAGACAGAUUAAGAUGGAGGAAACCAUUCAUUAAACUAUCGUUGUGCUUUUUGGGGACAGUUGAAUUGUAGCGUCUCAUCACCGAGGUCUAUCCGAAGGCGAGCAGGGUGUCUGAGAGAAGACCGCACAUUUCUCUCACGCAAGCUGUUUCUCACCGCAGCGAAGGCCGCUCUCCUCUUAGCGACGCUAGGGCUGAAGUCAGGAAAGAUGAAGACCUUACGGCCCUGAUGGAAAAGUUGAUUCCAAUUCCCGCGUCGAACAACUUUUUCUCUGUCGUGAAAGUAGUGAAACCGCAUAAUCAUCACUCUGGACCUCUGAUUCUCUCGCUGUUCCUCUGAGGGUACGGGGCCAAUGCGGUGCGCUCUAUCCAGCAAUGGAGCAGUCGGAAAGAUUUCUGAUCCGAGCACAUCCUGGAAAAAUUUACACAUAAAUGUUACCGGAUCGCUCCCUUCUUCUCGUUCUGGAAUACCGAUGACCGAUUGGAGCGCCGCGAGCGGGACUCUAAAUCCUCAACUUUCUCAGUGAGUUGUUUGUUAGCCGAAGUUAGCUUCAGCAUCGUCUGUUCCACUGCUACAAUGCGGUCACUGUAAUCGUUCAGGUGCUGGUCAAGACCUUGUAACACUAACAAGUCACAUGACACCGGGCAUUAAUGGCUGUGUAUUGAGUUAUUUUGAGGGGACAGCAAAUUUACACUGUUACACAAGCUGUACACUCACUGCUUUACAUUGUAGCAAAGUGUCAUUUCUUCAGUGUUGUCACAUGAAAAGAUAAAAUCAAAUAUUUACAAAAAUGUGAGGGGUGUACUCACUUUUGUGAAAUACU
This is a messenger RNA of Ictalurus punctatus (channel catfish), 2107 nucleotides long. It is a transcript of the gene cetn3, whose product is annotated as centrin 3. Bases 301 to 933 code for a protein of 210 amino acids. Gene Ontology annotation, biological process: DNA integration; spindle pole body duplication; DNA transposition. Gene Ontology annotation, cellular component: microtubule organizing center. The record is from RefSeq and is a predicted model, not a curated record. Gene Ontology annotation, molecular function: calcium ion binding; microtubule binding; DNA binding. Lineage: Eukaryota; Metazoa; Chordata; Actinopteri; Siluriformes; Ictaluridae. The transcript has 3 exons.